GCCUUGUAUGGAAAUGGUAUGUAAGCGAGGGGCUGACCAUUGACCGCCGGUGACCUCACCCCCGUCUGUCUAUAACCAACCCCGGCGCCUCCUCUCCUCUCUCUCUUCCUUUCUUCCGGACCUCGCAGCAGCAAAAGCGGAAGCAGAACACGCCGACGCGUGCGCGAGCUCGAAACCAGCAAGAGGCUGCUCCUGAGAGGCGCCGGUUUCCUUCCAUGUCGGUGGAGACGGAGCGGAGCUCCACGGACUCCUCCGGGGCCUCCGGCCUCGAGUUCGAGGACACCGCCCUCGCGCUCACCCUCCGCCUCCCCGGCUCCUCCUCCUCCGCCGCCGCAGACCCCGACCGCAAGCGCAGCGCUUCCUCCUCCGCCGCCGCCGCCGCUGAUGAAUCCCUCCUCGUCGCCGCCCCCGAAGCCCCACCGGCCCCCAAGGCGCGGGUGGUGGGGUGGCCGCCGGUGAGGUCGUUCCGCAAGAACGCGCUCGCGGACGCCGCCGCCAAGUUCGUCAAGGUGGCCGUGGACGGCGCGCCCUACCUGCGGAAGGUGAACCUCGAGGCCUACGCCGGCUACGACCAGCUCCUCCGCGGGCUCCAGGACAAGUUCUUCUCCCACUUCACCAUCAGGAAGUUCGCGGACGACGAGAGGAAGCUGGUGGACGCCGUGAACGGCACGGAGUACGUGCCCACGUACGAGGACAAGGACGGCGACUGGAUGCUCGUCGGCGACGUCCCCUGGAAGAUGUUUGUGGAGGCCUGCCAACGCCUUCGUCUCAUGAAGAACUCCAAGGCUGUUAAUUUAGCACCAAGAGCUGCCCAAUGAGGUGCCUGAAAGGAGGAGAAAGCUUUUGCUCUACUGAGGUUCUUCAUGUGAGAUAGGAAUGUGUACAGCUGCUGUCGGUUACUACUUUCGGUUCCUCUAUGGUAUUGAGUUUUGAAAAAGGUUGUUAGUUUCAUUACUUGUCUGUAGAUUCCUACAUAUAGAUUGCGGAAAAAUACUGGGAGCUUGAAAUACACACCUAAGUUUGUUUCUUGAUGAACAAGACAAGACACACAGAACUUGGUGUUCUCUGUCGUCGUCCCACCCCUCGCGUUGCGAGGUAUGUGUGGUACCGCUAAGGGUGAGGCCUCUAGCGCCGCCCUGGUAAAUCUUGCUUGUGUGAAGCCAUGGUUUUGUUUGAAGUUUCAUGAUUAAGAAAACCGACCACCUCGUGCUCUCGGUCUGGCUGGUGCAUUCUGAUUGUUAACUGACAAACAGAGAUGUCGCCGUACGCUGUUGGCUGAAUCCAGAUCUCCGAAGCUUGAUUCGUAUGAAA
Molecule: messenger RNA, 1311 nt
Organism: Brachypodium distachyon (stiff brome)
Lineage: Eukaryota; Viridiplantae; Streptophyta; Magnoliopsida; Poales; Poaceae
Product: auxin-responsive protein IAA1
Exons: 5
Coding region: 216-818 (200 amino acids)
Biological process (GO): regulation of DNA-templated transcription
Cellular component (GO): nucleus
Molecular function (GO): protein binding
Source: RefSeq, a predicted model, not a curated record